Molecule: messenger RNA, 1848 nt
Organism: Thalassophryne amazonica
Lineage: Eukaryota; Metazoa; Chordata; Actinopteri; Batrachoidiformes; Batrachoididae
Gene: srpx
Product: sushi-repeat containing protein X-linked
Exons: 10
Coding region: 91-1443 (450 amino acids)
Source: RefSeq, a predicted model, not a curated record
GGAGCAAGAGGCGGGCCUUUGGAAAGCUGGAAUGCUCUGGAAGUUUUCCUGCAGACUCUUUUCACAUGUUGAGGAGCGUUCUGUCUGAUUAUGGACAUGUGGCCACUGGUGCUGCUGUUUGUGCAGCUCUGUUUCUGCUCGGGGUAUGAAGGAUCAGGACAGUACGCUUAUGAAGGCGAUGAGGACUGGUAUUCUCGUAGAUAUAAAGGGACCCCGUGGUGUGCGCCUCUGAAGGUCAAGCAUGGUGACAUUGGCUGUCACACCCCCAGAGGAGAGCACUACAAAAAUGUAAUGGGCACACGCUGUAAGAUCCGCUGUAAGAGAGGAUAUGAGGCCCAGAGCUCGGAGGUGGUGUGCAUGGCCAACAAACGCUGGUCUGCAAACUCCGCCUGUCGAGAGAUCCGCUGUCCCAAACUCAAUAUGCCCGUUAACGGCGGCUACAAGUGUUCAGACGGCAGCUACUUCAACUCUCGCUGUGAGUUCUUCUGCUCUCCUGGAUUCACCCUGAAGGGCCACAAAACAGCCAUCUGCCUGCAUAAUAAGGUUUGGAGUGCUGGAGAAAGCACAUGUGUGGAUAUGGAUCCUCCAAAAAUAAAGUGCCCUAGUGUGAAGGAUAAGUGGGCAGAACCUGGGAAACUGACAGCAAGGGUGACUUGGAACACACCAGAGGGUGUGGACACUGCAGAUGGCAUCCUUACAGAUGUUAUACUGAAAGGGAAACCUCCAAAAUCAGACUUCCCAGAGGGACUUCAUAAGUUGUCCUAUACAGUUUUUGACAGAGCAGGCAACAAAGGAAGCUGCCGUUUCACAGUCAGAGUGCGAGUCCGCCGCUGCAGUCCGCUGUUUCCGCCAGACAAUGCCUACAUGAAAUGUGACAGUGACGGAGAUAACUACGGUGCCAUGUGUGAAUUCACGUGCACUGGAGGUUAUGAACUGCAGGGCAGCGCUGCUCGAGUGUGCCAGUCCAGCCUCACCUGGUCCGGCUCUGACACAAACUGUGCACCCAUGAACAUUAAUGUGGGCGUGCGUUCCGCUGCUGCACUUCUGGACCAGUUUUAUGAGAAACGACGGCUCCUCAUCAUCUCAGCUCCUACAGCUGCCAAUCAUAAUUACCGCUUCCAGAUGACUAACCUACAGCAUGCUCAGUGUGGACUGGACCUGAGGCACGUGAGCGUCAUUGAGUUGGUUGGGACAUAUCCAGCGCAGGUUGGCCGUAUUCAACACAGGCUUCUUACCCCAGGCCUGGCUCUGCAGCUCAGGUUAUUGCUGCAGAUUUCUCAAAGGUCGUUUCAGAUGGUGUUGGUGGACAAACAUGGUAUGGACAAGCAGCGCUACCCAUUCCCAAUCACAUCGGCCGAACUAUUCACAACAAUCGACACUUUCCCCCUCCGUAAGGAUGAGAUGGUUCUCCAAGAGCAGGCAGGCCAGACCUGUCAAUCAUAACCCCCCCCCCCCCCCCCCGACCUAUCAGCUCGAAUUCCACUGAGAUCAUUGGGAUCCUCCGUCACACUGGACAGUACCCGCUCAGAUCCACGGUUUCUAUCCCCGUUACACACUUCUACCUGAACUCAUCACUCACUCAGCCUUGUAGGAGAUGCAAGUGCACCUGUGCUAAAAAGGCUGGAAUAUCAGUAACACUCUGAGUCAUUAAGGAAAUGGGCCAUUCAUCCAUCCAUCCAUUUCUUGCAGAGGGCCAGAAUUUGUGUUUUGUCACUUUGUAUAUUAUUAAUAUUAUUUUCGAAGCACAAAUAUGUCUUAAUAUUUUGUACAAAAAAUAUUUAUAGUGUAUGAACUGGAAAACUUCACAUCUUAUAUUUAUGACUCACUUCUGUAAUAAUGAUGUAUUCA